Bipolaris sorokiniana ND90Pr is the source of this 4622-nucleotide messenger RNA. RefSeq lists its product as uncharacterized. Lineage: Eukaryota; Fungi; Ascomycota; Dothideomycetes; Pleosporales; Pleosporaceae. Gene Ontology annotation, molecular function: DNA-directed DNA polymerase activity; single-stranded DNA binding; pyrimidine nucleotide binding. Gene Ontology annotation, biological process: lagging strand elongation; DNA replication; mitotic DNA replication initiation. Bases 56 to 4468 code for a protein of 1470 amino acids. The record is from RefSeq and is a predicted model, not a curated record. Gene Ontology annotation, cellular component: alpha DNA polymerase:primase complex. The transcript is spliced from 4 exons.
ACCCAAUUCCUUCUCUUCGCUUGUUUGCUCAUAUACUUAAUCGUUGUAAUACAUCAUGCCACGAGCAGCCAAGAAGACGGGCGCUGCCCUCCUGGCAGAAUUGCGGGCCAAUCGUGCCGCUGGCAAGACGCGCAUGUCCACAUAUGAGGUUGCUGAAGAAGAGCAAUUAUAUGACGAGGUCGACGAAGAGGGAUACAAGAAGAUUGUGCGGGGCAGAUUGGAUGAGGACGACUUUGUGGUUGGCGACGAGGGCGAGGGAUAUGUCGACGACGGCAGAGAAGAGUGGGACGAUGAUCAGGGUCGAUACCGCUAUGCUGGGACUGAGAGCGAGGACGAAGACGAGCGACCCGCCAAGGGGAAAGCAGCCAAGCGUAAACGCGAAGAAGAUGAGGAAAAACGGAAGAAGAUUGACAAUGGUAUCAGCAAAUACUUUAGCGCAAAGAAUGCUGCCAUGGCACCAAAAUCCAAGCCUGUUGCUACUGCCGCAGACAAAGACUUUAUGGAUGAUCUGCUGGGUGAAAUAGAUACGAACCCUACCCUUACCUCUACGAUCCGAACACGACCCAUCAAAACCGAAGCAAGACGCAAAACUCGCCUACUGUCGCCUCCCAUAUCUGAGAGCCGCCCAGCAGCGACGAAGCGACGGACGAAUGACUCGGACAGUCACAUGCCAGGUACACCGCCAGCAGAAGCUGCUGAGGCAGACGAUGACGGCCUUCCAAUAUUCCACGACGACGUUCCUAUGAGCGACCCUCCACUACAAUCAUCCCCCGUCGCAAAGGCUGUCGAGCGGAGAACACAGCCUGGAGUUAAGAUUGAGGAAGAAGAAGACGAUCUAAUGGAAAUCUCCGAGCCUACAGGCCAGCUCGGCGCCCCCGUUGCCAGCGUCAAUAUGGCCGGCCGGCGGCCGAUAGCAAAGAUCAAACAGGAGAACGUUCCUACGCCCGCUGGGUCUUCACCUACUAAACCGUCUGCAACGAACAUCGAUGCUUCUUCUUGGAAUGACGUCACAAGCAACCUCAAUGUCAUGAGCAGUCCCGCUCCACAGACUGCAGGAGCCGGAAAAUUGCAGCCACAGGAUGCUCUAGAAGAGGAUGGUAGCUUGCGCAUGUUCUGGAUUGACUACACUGAAUUGAACGGCAGCCUAUGCUUAUUCGGCAAAGUUAAGGAUCGGAAGUCGGGCAACUAUGUCAGUUGCUUUCUGAAAAUCGACAACAUCCUACGAAAGCUGUAUUUCUUGCCCAGGGAAUACCGUCAAGUCAGAGGGGUAACUACUGAUGAAGAAAUUGAGCUAAGUGACGUGUCAGACGAGGUGGAUUCGAUUAUGAGCAAGCAUCGGGUCAACCUACACAAGAUCAAGCCAUGUACAAGAAAGUACGCUUUCGAGUUGGCUGACAUCCCUAAAGAGGCAGACUACCUCAAACUUCUUUACGGUUACGAUAAGAUGCCUCUGUCUACUGAUUUAACAGGAGAGACAUUCUCGCACGUCUUUGGAACCAACACAUCCCUCUUUGAGCAGUUCGUUUUGUGGAAGAACAUCAUGGGGCCAUGCUGGCUGAAGAUAGAUGCGCCUGACUUUGGUCCAGUUGCCAAUGCUUCCUGGUGCAAACUCGAGGCUCAAGUUGUCAAGCCCAACAACAUCACGGUCUUGAGUGCUUCGGACAACCUCGAUGCGCCUCCCAUGACACUUAUGAGUCUUUCUCUUCGGACCACGUUCAACGCCAAGGACAACAAGCAGGAGAUCCUGAUGGCCAGCGCCAUGAUUUACGACAAUUUCUCGUUGACCGACACCACGCCCGUGGACCAGAUGCAAUGCAAAAGUUUUACCAUUAUGCGGCCGAACGGACCUGCUUUCCCCAUCGGCUUUCAGGGCGAAGUCGAGAAGAUCAAGGGUAAUAUGUACCUGAAGAAGACUGAGCAAGAACUUCUCAGCCUUUUAAUGGCCAUGUUUCAACGGCACGACCCCGAUGUCCUUGUCGGUCAUCGUCUGGACGAUGUAGAUUACAGUGUCCUGCUGAAUCGUCUACGCGAAAAGAAAACACCUGGAUGGCACCGCAUUGGGCGCCUCAAGAGGAGUGACUGGCCCAAGACUAUGGGUAAGGGUGGAGGCAGCUUCUUCGCUGAGAAGCAGUUGGCUUCUGGCCGCUUGCUGUGUGAUUUGGCUAAUGACAUGGGAAAGUCUCUCAUGCCCAAGUGUCAAUCGUGGAGUCUGGAAGAAAUGUGUCAGCUCGGUCUCAACAAGCGACGUGAAGAGCUCGACAAUGAGGCCGCUCUGAAGACUUGGGCAACAACAAAAGAUGGUCUCCUGAACUAUGUCAAACACUGCCAGGCUGAUGCUUACUUCAUCGCUGCCAUAGCAAUCAAGGUGCAGAUGCUCCCCCUCUCUAAGGUCCUGACCAACUUGGCUGGUAACUCUUGGGCUCGAACGCUAAGUGGAACUCGCGCCGAACGCAACGAAUACAUUUUGCUCCACGAGUUUUACAGAAACAAGUACAUCUGCCCGGACAAGCAGUGGGGCAAGAGCAAAGUCAAGGCAGAGGAAGAGGCGGCUGAGGGAGAAGAAGGUGCAGAUGCUAAGAAGAAGGACAAGUUCAAAGGUGGUCUCGUCUUCGAGCCUGAAAAGGGUCUCUAUGACAAGUUCAUCCUGGUCAUGGACUUCAACUCCCUUUAUCCCAGUAUUAUUCAGGAGUACAACAUUUGCUUCACGACAGUUGAGCGAUCUGACAUCUCGGAAGAUGACGACAAGGUGCCCGAAGUUCCUUCAGACCAAGACCAGGGUAUCUUACCACGCCUUAUUGCUACGCUUGUCUCUCGCCGUCGGGAGGUGAAGAAGCUUAUGAAGGCUAAAGAUGCCACUCCUGAUCAGCUGGCUACCUGGGAUAUCAAGCAAAUGGCUCUGAAACUCACCGCCAACUCUAUGUACGGAUGUUUGGGUUAUACCAAGUCUCGCUUCUACGCACGGCCGCUCGCAAUGCUCACCACAUACAAAGGUCGAGAGAUUUUACGAAAGACCAAGGAGAUGGCCGAGGAGAAGGCGCUUCGUGUCAUUUACGGUGAUACCGACUCAGUGAUGAUCAACACUAACGUCGACAACAUCCAGGAUGCGAUCAAACUGGGAAAUGAGUUCAAGAAAGAGGUCAACGACAGUUACAGGCUAUUGGAGAUUGACAUUGAUAACGUCUUCCGCCGAAUUUUGCUGCACGCAAAGAAGAAGUACGCUGCCAUCAAUAUGGUGCCUGUGGAUGGCAAAUACAUCGAGAAACUCGAAGUCAAGGGUCUCGACAUGAGGCGCAGAGAGUACUGCGCUCUCUCCAAGGAAACAUCGACGGAGCUACUCAACUUCCUUCUUAGUGGUGAGGACCCUGAAGUAGUCGUCGAGAAGAUUCACAAUCACCUCCGAGAGCUCAGCAAGCAAAUGCGUGAGUACGUCAUUCCGCCUCGGAAGUACACCAUCUACACGCAGCUCGGAAAGAACCCGAAGGAAUAUCCCAACGGCAACUCCAUGCCCUCGGUGCAAGUUGCUUUGCGCCUCAUGGCCAAGGGUAAACACGUCAAGGCAAAAGAUGUCAUGAGCUUCAUCAUCACUGGAGAGUCUUCUGGAUCUGCCGAGAAUGCAGCCAAAAACGCCUACCCGGUCGAUGAAGUCCUGAAGCCUGAUAGCGGACUGAAGCCAGAUAUCGACUACUACCUCCACAAACAGAUUCUGCCACCGGUGGAGCGUCUCUGUGCGCCCAUUAGCGGAACAAAUAUCACGCUUCUUGCUGCCUGUCUUGGGCUUGAUACGUCUAAAUAUCGCGUCAGCACAGUUUCUGGAGGUGCGCAACAAGAGACCGAGAUCCACCCUCUGGAGUCACAGAUCCCAGACUCCGUACGCUUCCAAUCCUGCUCGCCGCUUUGGCUACGCUGUCGAACCUGUACAACUGUCUUCCCCUUCCAGGGUCUCUCCCCGACUUCACCAACCACAGCGUCGUUACAAACAAUCUCGCACAGUGGGAUCCAGUGUCCUGCUGAAGGCUGUGGCAUGACCUUACAAAACAUCAGUGUAGUAGCACAGCUAGAGUCUGCAAUUCGCCAGGUCGUCGCCUCCUACUACGCGGGAUACGUUCUCUGCGAUGACCCACAAUGUUCGAACCGCACACGCAGCAUCUCCGUCUAUGGCCACCGAUGCUUGGGUCCUAAGGGCCUCGCUCGGGAUUGCUUGGGCAAGAUGACUUACGAGAUCAAAGAACGCGACGUAUGGAAUCAGCUUCUGUACUAUCAGUCUCUUUUCGACGCUGAUCGUGCGGGCAAGAUGGAUGGUGGUAUCAAAUCCGAGGAUAUGGAGAGAAGAGAGAAGAUCAAAGUGUUGGCUGAAGUUAACAGAGAGAGAUUUGAUACGCUGAAGGGUGUUGUUGAGAAAUGGUUGGAAAAGAACGGAAGGCAAUGGGUACAGAUGGAUAGCUUGUUUUCCUUUGUGCCCAAGGCAUGAUGAAUGGCCUCGAUGUAUGCUUGGAUACCAAUAACUGUUUUCAUAUGCAUCGUAGAUGAUGAGGUUCGCAUACGGUAGGAUGUUAGCAUGUUACGAUUUCGCUCAGUUGCAUAGUGUAGCACUUUUUUGAAUCAACGAAUCUUGCAAUCACGGC